GCUCCCUCCCUCCUAGCGCUGCUAGGUGCGCGCCAGCCUCGCGAUAGCCUCGCCUACCAGAAUCAAAGCUGCGCUCGCGAACUGGAUGCUGACAGGCGCGCGGUGCGGUCAUCAUGCAAAGGUUACCGAGGAUCCGUUUCAGCGAGAGUCUGAGGAAGAAGAAGCCGCUCCUCCGCAGGACCCGCACGGCUCACAACAUGCCAGACGUCUAGCGGCGCGGACAGGGGGAAAUAUAACCAGAAAACCGCGGACUAACUCGGCCUGUUUUGGCGACAGCAGGUGUCAAAACGAUGGACGCGAGUUCGGGAUUUCCGGCUGUGUGUACGCUGGCUCCUCUCGGCGGUAAAGUGGCUUCAUGAGUGUCCAAAGUAACAGUGGAAGUGGUGGUGGAAGUUUGGAGGCGACGCCAUCUUGGUCGCAGCUCUCCUCGUCCCCAACGAUUUCUCAACAACAUAUAACGGCGACCGCAAAGAGCAAGGAAGGCCCCAUGGAUGAGCUGCACAGCCUCGACCCCAGGCGACAGGAGCUGCUGGAGGCCAGGUUCACGGGAGCUGUCAGUGGCAACACAGUAGGCAGCACUGGGAGCACCAGUGGAGGUGCUAAGGGCCUGGCCAAUGAAUCCUCUAACCACAGCUAUGGAAGUCUGGGUUCGUCAAGUGACAAGGAGUCGGAGAACUCUGAUUUGAAAAGAGGGAGCUCCCCUGCCUACUCAACCCCAGAGAAGAAGCACUCCGAAUCGUCCAGAGGGAGGAAAAGGAAAGCUGAUACUUACUCAGAGAGUAGUCAAGGGAAGACCUCGACACGGGGGCCCAAGAUCAGCGACUACUUUGAUUUCCAGGGUGGAAAUGGUUCCAGUCCAGUCAGAGGCCUCCCAUCAGCUCGCCGCUCUCCACAGAAUUCGCACUCUGCACCGGGCUCCAUUAUCCGGCAGAACAGCUCCUCUCCUACCAGUCUGUGUUUCGGGGAGCACAACCCCAAAGCUUCCUCAAGCAAAUGUAUCCAGACGGAAUUGACAGGCCUAAAACUUGCUGCCCUGGAGAGCAACAAGAGUCUGGACCUGGAGAAGAAAGAAGGACGGAUAGAUGACCUUCUCAGGGCUAACUGUGACCUGCGGAGACAGAUCGACGAACAGCAAAAACUCCUGGAGAAAUACAAGGAGAGACUCAACAAGUGCAUCACCAUGAGCAAGAAACUGCUCAUAGAGAAGAGCACACAGGAGAAGCAGUCGUGUCGUGAGAAGAGCAUGCAGGAUCGCCUCCGUCUCGGUCACUUCACCACCGUCAGACACGGCGCGUCCUACACCGAGCAGUGGACUGAUGGAUAUGCAUUCCAAAACCUGAUCAAGCAGCAGGAGGGCAUCAACCAGCAGAGGGAGGACAUUGAGCGACAGAGGAAGCUGCUAGCCAAGAGGAAGCCUCCGAACCCCGCGUCUCCCUCCCUGUCUGUGGCCUCCACAUCUGAACCCAAGCAGCGCAAAACUAAGGUGGUCAACGGCAACGACUCAGACCCCUUCCUCAAGCCGUCCUUGCCCCAGCUACUGACCCUCGCUGAGUACCACGAGCAGGAGGAAAUCUUCAAGCUUCGUCUUGGACAUCUGAAGAAGGAGGAAGCUGAGAUCCAGGCAGAGCUGGAGCGGUUGGAGCGGGUGAGGAACCUUCAUAUCAGAGAGCUCAAGAGGAUAAACAACGAGGACAGCUCAGCAUUUAAAGACCAUCCUACUUUAAAUGAGAGGUACCUGCUGCUGCACUUGCUGGGCAGGGGCGGCUUCAGUGAAGUCUAUAAGGCUUUUGACCUGUUUGAGCAGCGCUACGCAGCUGUUAAAAUCCACCAGCUCAACAAGAACUGGAGAGAGGAGAAGAAGGAAAACUACCACAAGCAUGCAUGCAGGGAGUACCGGAUACACAAGCAGCUGGACCAUCCCAGAAUAGUCAAACUCUAUGACUAUUUCUCCCUGGAUACUGACACGUUCUGUACAGUGUUGGAAUUCUGUGAAGGAAAUGACCUGGACUUCUACCUGAAGCAAAACAAACUGAUGUCAGAGAAAGAGGCACGCUCCAUUGUCAUGCAGAUCGUCAGCGCCCUGCGAUACCUCAACGAAAUCAAGCCCCCCAUCAUCCACUAUGACCUCAAACCUGGUAACAUCUUACUGGUGGAUGGAACUGCAUGUGGCGAAAUCAAAAUCACAGACUUUGGCCUGUCUAAGAUCAUGGAUGAUGACAACUAUGGCGUGGACGGGAUGGACCUCACAUCACAGGGAGCAGGAACAUACUGGUACCUCCCUCCAGAGUGUUUUGUGGUGGGAAAAGAACCGCCUAAGAUCUCCAAUAAGGUGGAUGUCUGGUCCGUGGGGGUGAUCUUCUUCCAGUGCCUCUAUGGACGCAAGCCGUUUGGUCACAAUCAGUCGCAGCAGGACAUCCUCCAGGAAAACACCAUCCUCAAAGCCACAGAGGUCCAGUUUCCAGCUAAACCACAGGCCAGCACAGAGGCCAAGGCGUUCAUCCGGCGCUGUCUGGCCUACCGCAAGGAGGACAGGUUUGAUGUCCACCAGCUGUGUUCGGACACCUACCUCCUCCCUCACAUGAGACGUUCAAACUCCUCCGGCUCCCUGCAGCCCUCCGCCUCAUCUCUGCCCACCUACUGACUCUCAAGACUUGACGGGACCCUCUGGCCGAUCUCAAGGCAGGACUGUUGAAAUCGGAGGAUAGUAGACGUGAAUCUUUUUUUUUUUUUUUUUAUCCGAGCUGUUCCUAAAAUGGAUAACUUGGCAACGGAAAAGAGAGUAAAAUGGAAAUAUGAGAAGGGAAAACGGAGAAGAAGUGGAAAGAGGAUGCUCCCAUUGUGUUGUACAGAGUUGUGCCCUUGAACUCGACGAUGUGAGAGACGGGACAGAAUAUAAAACGAAAGACUAAAAAAGCAGAGGGAGGUCGAGAUGAGAGAGGCUCAGCACUGUUGGGGGAAUGAUGAAGCUGGUGGAUUUGGUUCUGGACUUAAUUAACCCUUUAGGAGACAUUACAGCAGUAUAGGACCUCCUAGAUGUCCACGCCCACCUCUCGUAGCUCUUCACACAUCUGCACAUUCAUAACACACCUAAUGAAAUGGUGAAUUGUGUUCAUGAGGGUGGCGGACAGAAGAAGACGGGUUAACAGACGAGUGUUUGUACAUCAGAUAUCGACUACCUGCGAUUCAUUUUAAGGCACAAAAAGAUGGUUGCAUCUCAUUCAGUUUCCGUCUGCAGCGCCUCUGCAGGACUUAACUUGAUAGACACACAGGAAAAAAAAAAAGAAGUUCCAGAUGAAAUUUCUGGGGUUGAUUUGCACUUCCGAGUCGGAUCAUGUUGUCGUGGUCCCACAUUUGGCAUGAAGCAUCACAGUGUGGGCUCGCACUCGACUUCUCCAUGGUCAGAUCCUCCGUUCAGAGUUUUGUUGGUCCACAAAGAGCGGACCUGUGCGUCUGUCUUAAUCCAUUUUUCAAGCGCGACGUUGGAGAAGGUGCGAACGUCGCAGCGCCGUGUUGUCGUAGACGUCCUCAUCGACCCGCCUGAAGAGGGCCGGACUUUUAGUAGAGGUUACUGUAUCGCAAAAGCUGUCAUCGGGGCACAGGAUUCAUUGUACAUUUCAUGUGCAGGAGACAUUACUCACUAGCAAAUAUAUAAUAACGAGGCUUUCCCUUGCUUCCCAGUGUCUCAGUUUGCUCCGUUUAUUUGUGCCCCCCCCCCUCCUCCUCCUCCUCCUCCUCCUCCUGAAAGCUGUUCUCAGUUUUUGCUGCUAUAAAUGUCGCUUUUAGUUUCGUAACAUGUGAAUGAUUUUCACCGCGCAUAUGUGCAUACUUGAACUGUGUUAAGGAGCCUCUUUUUCUAAAAACAGACACCUGCUGUGCUGUUCAAGGGAAUGCAACACAUUUUCUUCUGCCACCAACAUCAAACGUCUUCGUGUUCUUUUUUUUUCUUUUCUUUGUUUACUUUCAUGUAAAAGUCCAACAAACAUGGAGCAGAAUCCCGGCGUGCCACGCGGUGAGGAACGCGCACGCCUGUUCAUGCCAGGUAGACGUGGGCGCUCCAGCUGCAGCUUGAUUUCCUGCAGCGAGAAGUUAAAGUGGAAUAUAAUCCAAAUGUUGUCAUCCUGUAAAUAAAACACUUACCUGUAUGUUGUUGUGACAUUUCAAGUCCUCUCAGACGGAGGCAAACCUGGACUCUGGCCAAAGCUCGCCCGUGGCAAGAAGCAGAAAUAUUCUUGGGUGAGAAAUCCGAUAAAAAAGACAAGCGGGAGCCGUUAAUAGCAAGCGGUGGGCGUCUCAUUUUCCCUUUGCGCCUGCUUAGAAAAUAAGCCUUAACCGAUGUUUUUUUUUUUUUUUUUUUUUUUUUAACAUGGGAAUCGUUUGAUGAAGGAAAAAGCUAGUUCCGCUAACAUGACAGGAGCAUUAAACUGCAGCUCCUCGAAGUGCAGCGAAAGUUUGUCCAGCUUGAUAAAUUGAACUUUUAUUUACUCGGGUGCACCGAGGCGUAAAACAAACAUCCCCCUCCUGUCUGAUUUCCUCCCUGUUCUCCACUUGACAAAACAGUAGAAAAUGGGUUCUAGUGCACCUGAUUAACUGUGUGUAGACAGAUCAGCCAUCAGAGAGGUACAUGUCGGAUCACGGCAGCGACGGGGCUGCAAUGUCAUUCACAUGCAAUAAAGAUCGCCUUAAAAGCA
Molecule: messenger RNA, 4688 nt
Organism: Acanthochromis polyacanthus (spiny chromis)
Lineage: Eukaryota; Metazoa; Chordata; Actinopteri; Pomacentridae
Product: serine/threonine-protein kinase tousled-like 1-B
Exons: 22
Coding region: 356-2641 (761 amino acids)
Biological process (GO): intracellular signal transduction; peptidyl-serine phosphorylation; chromosome segregation
Cellular component (GO): nucleus
Molecular function (GO): protein serine/threonine kinase activity; ATP binding
Source: RefSeq, a predicted model, not a curated record